GCAUCAUUUAGAUUUUACAUUUAUUAAUUAUGGAAAAUGGUAAUUAUUUAGCAUCGCAGGAGUCGUCGAAUAAUUCACCUACACUAAAAUAUUUUAAUUUUUUUUUCUUGUCAUCUCAAAUACUUGGAGUUUUAGCCGUGAUUAUAACUGGAGCAUGGAUUAGUAAAUUCAAAGGUGGUUUAGCUUGGCAAAGUGAUCCAAGCAAAGAGUUCAAUUAUCACCCAUUAUUUAUGGUCAUUGGAUUUAUUUUCUUGAACAUGGAAGCUGCUCUUAUUUACCGUGCUUUUAGAGACAUGCGUAAACCUAAAUUAAAGUUGAUACAUGGAGCUAUAAAUGCCGGAGCUUUAAUUUUUUCUGGAAUUGGACUCAAAGCAGUUUUUGAUAGCCAUAAUCUAAACAAACCACCCUUUCCCAAUUUGUAUUCACUACACUCUUGGCUAGGAAUUAUAACUACCAUAAUGUUUGGAUUACAGUUAUUGUUUGGGGCUGCUAUGUUUCUAAUACCUUCUUCUCCCAUGAAUCUCAGAAAAUUAUAUUUGCCUUUUCACACCUAUUUUGGAGCUGCAAUGUAUGUAAUGGCUGUGGCUAGCUGUUUGAUGGGCAUAACAGAAAUUGCCAUAUUUUCCAUGAAAACUCCAAGUUAUUCGGAUAAAUCUGCAGAAGGAAUUUUGAUAAAUUUUCUUGGAAUUAUUUUAAUUAUUCUAGGGACUCUAGUUCCUUUUUUACUUAUAAAAGAAAAUUAUAGACGUAUACCCAAACCUGAAGAAAUAGCUAUACAACACUUGAAAUAAUGCGAUGUUUCCUCAGAAUUCAUAAAAGCAUGAUUGUACAAAACGCAAAUUUAUGUUAAUUUUAUUUCGCACAUCUUAUUUAUAUUCACUGUGAUUUUUGUACCCAUAUAAAUAUGUAUUUUGGCAGUAUUAUAAAUUUAUUGGUAUUUAUAUAAAUCAUUG
Molecule: messenger RNA, 953 nt
Organism: Gordionus sp. m RMFG-2023
Lineage: Eukaryota; Metazoa; Nematomorpha; Gordioida; Chordodea; Parachordodidae
Product: transmembrane ascorbate-dependent reductase CYB561-like
Exons: 6
Coding region: 30-791 (253 amino acids)
Molecular function (GO): oxidoreductase activity
Source: RefSeq, a predicted model, not a curated record